This is a messenger RNA of Hymenoscyphus albidus, 2234 nucleotides long. NCBI's taxonomy places the organism in Eukaryota, Fungi, Ascomycota, Leotiomycetes, Helotiales, Helotiaceae. The record is from the annotation of a GenBank genome assembly.
CUUUCAUCACACCUUAAACCAUCCACUACAGAGAAUACAGCCCAACACGCGAUUGCGCAACCGUUUUUGAAGGAAAACCGAGUCGCAAACUUCCCACCGAGCCCCAAGGAUCUCGUGAAAGCACCAGUAUUUUCUGUGGCAUCUGCAAUCAAGUUCAACGAAGUGCGCCAAUAAGAUUACCCCACCAAGAAGCACCAUCACAGGAAGAACCUUAAAUACCAAACACAUUCGAGGACUUCCAACCAUUUCCGCAGUUCUCCGAGGGACUACAACUCGUGUAGCAUGUCUCCUCCACAAUCUGGCCAUGCGCCAAACUUGAGCGUCUUCAAGAAAUCCCUCAGGGCGCAAUCCCUCGAAUCAUCCAUCGAAAACCUAAUUUCGUGCGUUGCGAUCUCUCCCAAACGACGUGCGAUGGUUAACAUGUAGCAGGCUUUUGAAAAGACGGCAGAUUAAGAAUUCCAGGCCAUGUGCCAUUGCAACCGCAGAAUUACUUUUGCGAGUGGUCGCGAGAUUCAGAUGGACCGAUAUUGGCAAACUUCUGGCCCGGAUCCAGGAAGUUGGGCAGCGCCUCAUCCAAGCCCAGCCAAGGGAGAUGGUCGUGGGAAAUAUAGUACGGCGAGUGUUGGGUAUGAUCAGAGAUGAAGCAAAAGAGGAUAGGCAUGAGGAUAUGAGCGAUUCGGCGUCAAAUAUGGGCUCUCCACACCGUCGACUCGAACGUGCGACUCUCAGCGGACUCCGUGACCAACCCCCGCCUACAUUCAGUCCUUUGAGAUUGGAUUCCUCAAAAACAACCCCACCAACAAUAAAUACAGAUAAAGAUAGCGACGAUGUCUUUGGGAGCAGUGUGGGAGGGAGCAGACCCCAAUCAAGCCAUCGCCCACCCAUGUUGACUUCACAUCCUUCGUAUGCCCAUUUGAAUGGAAUUCCAGUUCAGCAAUCAAUGUUCAAUUUACUGUCUGCCACGCCAUCACCGUUGUCUACACCUCCUGGGGCAGUCUCACCUGCUGGAAAAACAACUUUCGACGCUGCCAAUCUUGCAUAUCGAGUGGCUGCAAGUUCGAAAGACCUUAAGGCCGAGGUUAUUAGUGGAAUCGAAGAAAUCAUCGACGAGCUUGAUCAAGUUGAUGACCAAAUCGCUGCCUACGCGCAAGAACAUAUCCAUUCCAACGAAGUUAUAUUGACACAUUCAUCUUCAGUGAGUGUACAGAAGUUUCUGCUCAAGGCUGCCGAGAAGCGCAAGUUUACUGUGAUUGUCGCGGAAUCAUAUCCCAAUGAUCAUGAGGCAACCCAUGCUGCAGUGACUGGCAAGCUUAAUGGUGGUUUGGAUGGCGAUGAUAUGAGCACGGAAAAGUUUUUGAAGCCAUUGUCUUCUGCGGGGAUAACUGUUAUUCUCAUGACCGAUGCUGCAAUAUUUGCCAUCAUGUCAAGAGUUAACAAGGUCAUUCUUGCAACUCAUGCUGUUAUUGCCAAUGGUGGUUUGAUUGCGGCAGCUGGAGCACGCAUCAUCGCAAAAGCCGCCAAGGUUCACCGAACUCCCGUGAUUGUUGUUAGUGGUGUCUACAAGCUCAGUCCAGAAUAUCCCUUUGAGUUUGAGUCCUUGAUUGAAUAUGGUGACCCCGGAAGCAUUAUUGGGUACCAUGAUGGCGCUUUGGUGGAGAACUUGGAGGUUGACAACCCGGUUUAUGAUUACGUUCCACCGGAACUUGUUGAUCUCUAUAUUACCAAUCUGUAAGUUUGGCAGAUUUCUUUCCAGUUUGCUGUGCUAAUUUCAAUACCUAGGGGUGCUCAUGCUCCGUCAUAUCUUUACAGAAUUGUGGCGGACCAUUACAAGCAGGAAGAUAUCAAUUUUCAUAACCCAGAGUUACUAUUUUGAUGAACCACCGAAAAAUAGGACUCUACCAGCGUCGAGGGAUUCGGGGAUUCGAUUCCGCCAAAAUGCCAUUAUCGAGUCACGUAUGAGCAGUGUGGUUCCCUCGAUAGGUAUCCGAGAAUUACUGGGGUUUCUAAUAAGAUGUGUGGCCAUUAUAUAGAUCUCUCUUUAUCUCUUGAUAUAAGUGGGAAUUCAUGUCGCAUACCGCACCUAUUUUUCAAUCUUCGAGAGACUGGCGAUUUAUAGGUGCAUGUAGACUGGCUUUGGCUAUACUUGUAACCAAUCUCAAUAUAUGCAAGGCUUUCUUGUCUCACGAAAGUCGUCAGGACGAAGAAGAUGCGGAUGGCGAGGUCAUGAAAUGGGA